UAAAAAUCGACGCCUGACGACGCCCUGCGUCGCCUCACAUCGGUACCGAUUUCAAUCAACUCAGCUGUUCGUCAUCAUACGUUGACAAAAAAUUUUAGUAAAUUUAUUCUGAAUGGUGGAAGAUUUUAGAGGAAAGAUAAUGGAAGGAUUUUUACGAGUUGAUCCAACAGCGACCACCCUACCAGGUUCACCUACAAAUUCAUUUUUAACGGAUGAAGUUGCUUCUACUUGUCCUUUAUUAACACCUUCUCCACCCACAAAUGAUCUAAUCAAUCCUUUACCGGAAACCGAUCAACCAUCAUUCGUUAUUGGCGAAGAAUUAGCUAAUAAAUUACAACAUGUUAAAGAUGAUGAUAAAGCUGCCGAUUCCGUAUCAUCAAGUUCCUCAGCUUUAGCUGAACCAGCAUGUACAACACUAUUGAAUCAUAAACAUAACAAUUAUCACCAUAUCACUAAAGAUGAAAAUAGUGCUUGUGAAGAAACAAUUGGUAAAGUCCAACCCCUUCAAUUAACAUUUAAAAAACCACCACAAGAUUAUUUUUUUAUGACCUGGAAUUGGCCAUUAAUUCGUAAAAUUUCUUUAUGGCUUUUUCUUUCGGGUUUAGUCGCAAUGUUGGGUUUAGUUAUAGCAAUGAUUUCAUCACUACCAAAAACUUGUAACCCACAAACCGAGUGGUACCAAGGAAGCGUUUUUUACGAAAUAUUUCCGGCGAGUUUUAAAGAUUCCGACGGCGAUGGAAUCGGUGAUUUUAAAGGGAUCUCCUUGAAAGCGAGUUACUUAAAACAGUUGAAUGUACGAGCCGUUCGUUUAAAUUCAAUUUUUAAAAGCGAAAAUUAUCCGGAAGAUUACAAAAACUCGUCGAGCUUAAUCGAAUUAGCCCCCGAAUUAGGAACGUUACAAGAUUUUAAAUUAUUAGCGAUCUCUUUACGUUUAAACAACAUUUCUUUAAUACUCGAUUUACCACUUUGGCCUCACGUAAAAAAGCUGCAAUCAUUUCCUGAAGAAAUACAACCAGCGAACGAAACAGAUCAUAACGGACCUUCCAUCGAAUUUUUAAAAAGCGAAAACUUAAUUUUAUCGAAUCAAAACGACGAAAUCACUCAAGCGAUUAUUUAUUGGAUUCGCCAAGGUGUUGAUGGGUUUUAUUUAAAAGAUUUAGAACGUUACGUUCAUGAUGAACAUUUUACGGCUUCUUUAAGGAGGUGGAAAACGAUUUUAGGGGAGGGAAAACCGAUUAUUGUUGAUUAUAACGUUUUUAAAUUAGCUCCAAGUAAUCUUAAAAACGUUAUUUUAAACAGCGUUGCUUUAUUAGACGUUCAAUUGCAUGUUGAAUUAGGGGUUGAUGCAUUAUCGAAAGAAAUCGCGUCUUUACUAAAUGGUACUUUAUUCUCAACGCAAUGGGCGCCAUGGAUUCAUUGGAACAUGGGAAAUGUGAAUUCAAUUCGUUUAGCGAAUCGGCUAAAUCAUAGUAAUGGGACUUUGGGCGCGAGUCUUCUCCAAAUGAUGUUACCUGGGACAUCUUCGAUUUUUUACGGCGAUGAGAUUGGGAUUAAACAACUUUCCGAUCCACAUGGUGAAAGAAAAGAUUUAGAAAAUCUCCAUCAAUUAGCCGCGAUGCUUUGGGAACACCCAGAUGUUAAAUUUACAAGGAAAGAAGUUCUUCCUUGGAUGCACGGAGAUCCCAUUGAAGUGAAUUUUCGCCAAUUUGAUUUAGUUACUAAAAUGGUUCAAUUAAGGGAGGAUUCGCCUUCGAUUUAUAUGAGAAGCGUUUUUAAAGACGGUGUUAGCAAACCGAACGCGGAAAUUAAAUACUUUCAAAACGAUUUGGUUGUUAUUCAAAGAUGGUAUCCGAGGAGAAAGAAUUUCGUUGUUGUUAGUAAUCUUGGAACUAAUCAUCGAUCUGGGGAUUUAUCAAAGAGUUUGUAUGGGGGCGAAAUCGUUGUUGGGCCUUCAACCAAUUCGAAAAUUGAAAGCGUCUCGUUCAAAUCGAUUUCUUUAUCGCCGGGGGAAUCAGUUGUUGUUGUUUUAAAUUAAAAGAGAAUUUUUGUGAAAUAAAUAUUGUAAUAAUCAUAAAAAUAAAAUGAUUUGAA
Onthophagus taurus is the source of this 2091-nucleotide messenger RNA. RefSeq names its product amino acid transporter heavy chain SLC3A1. The record is from RefSeq and is a predicted model, not a curated record. NCBI's taxonomy places the organism in Eukaryota, Metazoa, Arthropoda, Insecta, Coleoptera, Scarabaeidae. Gene Ontology annotation, biological process: carbohydrate metabolic process.